Schizophyllum commune H4-8 is the source of this 1215-nucleotide messenger RNA. RefSeq lists its product as uncharacterized. The transcript has 4 exons. The coding region runs from base 452 to 1036 and encodes 194 amino acids. Lineage: Eukaryota; Fungi; Basidiomycota; Agaricomycetes; Agaricales; Schizophyllaceae. The record is from RefSeq and is a predicted model, not a curated record.
CCUAAAGUUGGCUUUGUCUCCCACCAAGACAGCUGGAUAGGGCUCUUUUUCGCAGCUCGCCUCUGCUUUUGACUCUCACCAUGGUCGUCAAGCAUCUCCCCCCAGCUGUGAAGCAGCUCCUGACCCUCCGGAACCCUCAAUCACUCCCGAGCCCGCCUUUAUCUACGCUCAACAAUGUCUUGAAGCGCACCUUCCAGGACGCCAAGACCAAGAAGGCCGAAACGGGCUGGCUGGUUCUAUCUGUGCGAACAAACUGCCGCUUUACUUGAAAUCAGUUUGUGUCGCGCCAAAGGCGACCUGCUGAUACUAGCUCGUCUAGACAUGCUCAUUGCUGACGACGAACCGUCUCGCCACCCUUGGGCAGCUCUAUCGCUUCGUGACCCGCGCCGACCCCAAUGAUGCGAAGACUCGCUAUGGAGAUCUGGCUCGUGCCGUUAACAGAGCGGCGCUGAUGCGCGAGGCGGCCAUCAAGAGCACUAUCUUUGUUGGCGUCCCGCGGGUCAUCCUAUCUCUCGCCGCUUGGCAUGAGGCUCUCGACGAAGACGUCAAGGCCUCGCUCAGAACCGAGUCCCGCAGGACACCCACUCCCUACAACAUUGAGGCAAUUUUGUCCCGAGGCCAGGGUCUGUGGAACUCCAUUUAUACGCCACACGCCGAGAAACUCUAUUCGAAGCUGGGCGGGUACCAUCCUGACUUCAUUGCUUUCAUUAUCACUAGCUAUGGCGCCCUGCUCUCGCCGAUGCCCGGUCAAGUGAGGUCAUUCCACGACGAGAGCGGCAAGGACGACGUCGACCAGGGCAACCUCAGCCGCGCGAUGGGCUCUAUCGUCGGCACGGCCUGCCUUCGCGCUGAGGGCGGCGUCGGACCGCAGCUUACCAGCCACGUCUUCGGGCUGCUCAAGGCGCGCGACGUGGAGGGUCUGACCGAGGAGGACAAGUGGCUCGCGUCGGACGAGGGGACGGCCUGGGUCAUCCGCACGGUCGAUGACAUACUCGACGCCGCGUCGUCGGGGGACCAGAUCCCGUCCAAGAUGUAGGAGAGCAAUGAGGCUGUCAGCUGGCCAGGGUGGGAGGAUACUUACAUCUGAAUCCGCUCUGCCUCGCCGUCCACACGUGAAUCAAGCACCCCGAUGUUCUGCUAUCGAUGGAUCGCAACCAGCUUCCGUUGCAAAAUCGCGCGGAAGAGGACGUGGAUUAUUGAGGGAUAGGAGCCGAC